UCAGCGCGCAGGUCCGCGGGGAGGGGCGGCCUGCUACAGGGCCCACCCCAGGGCGUUCCUGAAGGGCGCCCUCGGCCGCCCCCACCGCCCCCUAGAUGUACUAUGCGGUUUCCCAGGCGCGCGUGAAGGCGGCCCCCGCGACCAUGCUGCGGCCACAGCGGCCGGGAGACGUGCAGCUUGGGGCCUCCCUGUACGAGCUCGUGGGCUACCGGCAGCAGCCCUCCGCCUCCUGCACCUCCUCCUCCUCCACGACGGCCCCCCUCCUCCCCAAGGCGGCGCGCGAGAAGCCGGAGGCGCCCGCCGAGCCGCCCGGCACGGGAUCCGGGUCCGGGGCGCACGCGGGCGGCGGCUCCCGGGCGGACGCCAAAGAGGAGCAGCAACAGCAGCUGCGGCGCAAGAUCAACAGCCGCGAGCGGAAGCGCAUGCAGGACCUGAACCUGGCCAUGGACGCGCUGCGCGAGGUCAUCCUGCCCUACUCGGCCGCGCACUGCCAGGGCGCGCCGGGCCGCAAGCUCUCCAAGAUCGCUACGCUACUGCUCGCCCGCAACUACAUCCUGCUGCUGGGCAGCUCGCUGCAGGAGCUGCGCCGCGCGCUCGGCGAGGGCACAGGGCCCGCUGCUCCGCGCCUGCUGCUGGCCGGCCUGCCCCUGCUCGCCGCCGCACCCGGCUCCGUGCUGCUGGCGCCUGGCGCCAUGGGGCCCCCCGACGCGCUGCGCCCAGCCAAGUACCUGUCGCUGGCGCUCGAUGAGCCGCCGUGCGGCCAGUUCGCGCUCCCCGGCGGCGGCGCGGGCAGCGGCGCGGGCGGCCCCGGCCUCUGCACCUGCGCCGUCUGCAAGUUCCCGCACCUCGUCCCGGCCGGCCUAGGCCUGGCCGCCGUGCAGGCGCAGUUCUCCAAGUGA
Messenger RNA from Diceros bicornis minor, 899 nucleotides. It is a transcript of the gene OLIG1, whose product is annotated as oligodendrocyte transcription factor 1. Gene Ontology annotation, molecular function: protein dimerization activity. The transcript has a single exon. NCBI's taxonomy places the organism in Eukaryota, Metazoa, Chordata, Mammalia, Perissodactyla, Rhinocerotidae. Bases 96 to 899 code for a protein of 267 amino acids. The record is from RefSeq and is a predicted model, not a curated record.